UAGAGGCGUAUAUCAUCCGACCAGUUCCUUGCCCUUUCGGCACGUCGCUAGCACUGGAUCUGCUGCCCAUCCCUUACGCAUACUCUAUCUUCACUGUUCCGCCUCCUUUUUUAUGCUUUUUGCUGAACUGCUGCAAGCAGCCGAAGGCGGACCGCCACCACCUUUCUUCUCACCUUUCAAUGAAAUAAAAUAAUGGAUGCCCAGAAAAAGAAUGAACCGAGAAGAGGAAGAAAAGUGAGAGAGGCGAGAAGACGCAGAGAGCAGUUUUUUGCUUUCGCCGCGUAAUUUUGUGGACUUUGUUGUUGUUGGCAUUUCCUUGUUAUGAGAGUGAGUAUGGUGGUGUGGAUGGGAUUCGCCACGAGAGGAGAUUCUCAGAGAAGAAGAAGGAGAAGAGAAAAGGGUCUCUGUGUUGCCUUGUUCAUGCUUUUGCUCUUGGUGCUGCUCCUUGUUGUCACAAUCAUUUAGAGGUUCGCUGGUGUUGUCGAUUCUCCGUUGUGUCAGCUUAGUCUUUCAGGUGUCUGUUCGUGUGGAAGCGUUUCCUGACGAUUUUAGUCCUUCUGAAAACUGGGUCUUUGUUCCUUUGUCUCCAUUUGUUUCAAUCUUUCGUUUUAUGUAUAACCUGCCCGUUUUCGAGGGAAUUUUAUUGAAUUGGGAGAUGGGUACUUCGUUUUCUUUUUCUUUUUUCUGACUGUGGAGCCCGUAAGGGAUGUCGUUCUUCUUGGUAAGUAGGGGUUUCUAGGUUUCACGGGUCACCUGAGGGUAGAGGAGUUGUUCUAAUGGUUUCUCGACGAAUCAGGGAUCGGCUAGGUCGCGUUUUUCAUGAAGUUUACCUUUUCUUCGUCCUUGGGAUUUUUUAUUCCCUUUCUUUGCUCGUCUAAUGUAAAUAGUUUAAGGAAUCGCUGUGGAUGCUGAUUAUUCUCCAUUGGGAUUUGUUUUGAAUUUCUCAAGGAGGUCGAUCAUAUUCAGACGUUUUUAGGAAAUUACGAUACUAAAGAAUUCAGUUGUUAGGAAAUCUUGGUUGUAUGUUUAGUUUGUAUACUGAAUGAUGAAAGCGAAUGCGAUCAUCUUUUUGACGUGAUUCCGACAGGUCUAUCGUUCGUUUUUAGUUCGUUGAAAGGAGGCAAUUAUUGUGACCCAUUUCUUAGACAGAGAAAAAUUGUCUUGUUCUUGUUAGAUCGGAAGUCAUUCCCUUUUAGUUUGAUCUGUACAAUUUUCUUCCUCUUUUGCCUUAGGAGACCUUUAGAGUUUCUUUGUUUCUCCUCUUCAGAGGGAUCCAACCUGAAACCCUUCAUUUUUCUGGGGCAAGGUCGGGUCUUGUUUGUUUUUCAUAUACCUUUUUCACUUUAUAGUACUAAGGAAAGGAGCGGCUUGCAGUAUUAUGGUCGAGGGGUAGUUUAUAUGUAUAUGGAAAUAUUGGAUAGCUCUCUUCUGCAUCUGACUGAGAAAUUGAGAGCGUGGAUAGAUUGGAGGGGUGAUGUAUGUGAGGCUUCUGGGGAUACUUGCACUUGGGAUGAGAACUGCAGUAUGUGCUAUGAGUGCAAUUCAACCUUUAAUCCAUUUCAUCAAGGACCUCGAUGCGGAAACUGUGGCAGGCCAUUUUGUGUGAGAUGCGUACAAGGUGACACUGUCUAUGUGAAGCAGAACUCUAAGAGCAGAGCUGCUUUGUGUAUACUUUGCUUUAACCUGGCUGGGUUGGAAAUGCCAGGGCAGCAGUCUGAGAAUCACCGCCUUGUGGAUCGUGUUGGGAGCUCUGUACAACCUUCUUUAUCAUUCAAAACUGAUUCAGCAGAUAGCAUAAACAUGGAUGGUUGUUCGAGAGUGCACCCUGACUGUGGUGGAGAUUGUCUCCAUGAGCCACCUUCUGAACCAGAUCAUGCUAAUUAUCUUGGCCGUUUUCUAAAAGGUCAAAGUUGUUCCUUCAAUAAAUUUGCAGAUGACAACAUUCCAUCCCCUCUAGAUCCCCCUUCACCUGUUUCACUUUAUACCAGAGAUGAUGGUUCUGAAACAUGCUAUUUUAUGGAUGCUGAUGAUAUUGGGAAUAAGUAUCCAACGCCAACAUGUCAAUAUUCUCAGGAUGUUUAUGAUGUAGAUGCCAGUAGCAAUUACACAAGAAGUGAACUGUACAGCUUCAGGUCCAGCACUUCGAGUCCUUUUGACAGUCCGACCGUAAUGAACAUAAGUCCUGAGAGGGCUGAUUCACCCAUGCUCGAUGAGCAACAGCCUAUGUCUCUGGAUUAUGCACUGCUGUUUCAAGAAAAGGUGCAGAUGUUAAGAAGCCCUAAGAUAUAUGCUGAGGGUGUGGACACUAUUGAUCAUGACACUGAUGAAUUAUCUAUAUAUCAAAAGCAUAGCCAAACAGCUGGUUUGAAGUUGGAUUUUGAGAAUGAUGGUACUUUUUGGUUGCCUCCACCACCAGAGGACGAGGAUGAUGAAGUAGAAAAUAAUAUUUUCAAAUCUGAUAAUGAUGAAGAAGAAGAUGAUGAUGAUAUUGGUGAUCCUAACUUGAAGUUCUCGUUUACUAGCCUUGGCGAUGAUGUCAAAAGAAACCGAGAUAAGUCAAAUGAGGUGCAUAAGGAACCUCUAAGAGCUGUUGUUCAUGGUCAUUUCAGGGCUCUUGUCUCGCAGCUGCUGAAGGGUGAAGGCAUUACUGUAGGAAAUGACAGGGCAGAAGACUGUUGGCUGGAGAUAGUUAGUUCAUUGGCAUGGCAAGCUGCAAAUUUUGUGAGACCUGAUACAAGCGGUGGUGGCAGUAUGGAUCCUGUUGAUUAUGUAAAGGUUAAGUGUAUAGCAUGUGGACAUCGGAGUGACAGUGCAUUGAUUAAGGGAGUUGUUUGUACAAAAAAUGUGAAGCACAAGCGGAUGACUUCGCAAUACAAAACUCCCAGACUGCUUUUGUUGGGAGGAGCACUUGAGUAUCAAAGGCUUCCAAAUCAGCUAGCAUCAAUUGGCACUUUGCUUGAUCAGGAGAUGGAUCAUAUCAAGAUGGCAGUUUCAAAGAUAGAGGCUCAUCAUCCAAAUGUUCUGCUGGUAGAGAAAAGUGUAUCAUCUUAUGCCCAAGAAUAUCUCUUAGCCAAGGAAAUAUCCUUGGUGUUGAAUGUUAAGCGACCGCUUCUGGAUCGCAUUGCUAGGUGUACAGGUGCUCAAAUUGUUCCUUCUGUUGAUAAGAUUUUCUCACCAAGGCUGGGGCAGUGUGAGGUUUUUCGGCUUGAAAGAGUUGUUGAGGAGUGUCGAUCUAAUGACAGCACUAACAAGAAAUCAGUCAAGACGUUGAUGUUCUUUGAAGGUUGUCCAAGGCGUUUAGGCUGCACGGUUUUACUAAGAGGGGCCCCUCGUGAAGAGCUGAAGAAGGUUAAACAUGUCAUCCAGUAUGCUGUCUUUGCAGCUUAUCAUUUGUCUCUUGAGACGUCCUUCCUUGCAGAUGAGGGUGCAACUUUGCCAAAACUUUCUCUGGAGCUUCCAAUUACUUUAUCUGAGAAGCCACCCAAUUUUGGUAAAAUGAUUUCAGUGGGUAACUGCGAACACAUUGCAGGUGGAACUCAAUUUUCCAGUCUGUGCAGCAAGCUUGAAUUUCUGACAGAGGAGAGCUCAAGGUCUAGUUUUCAUUCAGAAAAUGAUUAUCAGCAGUCACCAAAUGCACAUGGAGGCCUGAGGUGCCACUCUCCUCAAUCUCCUAUGACUUCGAAGUCUCCAACUACUAGGGACAUAAGUGUGAGUAAAUCUCCUAGAGCUGUUGAGGCUUUUAUCUCAUAUGGGAAAACAAGUUCAUCUGUUGACAUUGAAGAAGUGGAUCGUCCAGUUACGACAGACAUGUCAGGGAAAAUUCAGCUGGAUGAAGGAGUACAGGGGCUUCAAUACAAGACUGAUGGUACCUGUGAAAAAACUAUCCUCAGUGGAGUUGAAGGAAAGGAACUCUCCAAAGAAUUUUUGUCCACGGUUGAUACCCACCAAAGCAUAUUGGUAUUGCUGUCUAGCCGAUGUGUACUUAAAGGGACAGUAUGUGAACGUUCACAACUCCUACGGAUCAAAUUUUAUGGUAGUUUUGAUAAGCCACUUGGAAGGUUCCUCCAGGAUGAUCUGUUUGAUCAGACAUACCGCUGUCAAUCGUGUAGUGAACCAGCAGAAGCUCAUGUUCGUUGCUAUAGCCAUCAGCAAGGUAGCCUAACCAUCUGCGUAAAACGACUUCCUUCAUUGAAGCUUCCUGGAGAACGUGAGGGAAAAAUAUGGAUGUGGCAUCGAUGCCUCAGGUGUGCCGUUAAAGAUGGAAUUUCACAAGCAACAAAAAGAGUUGUUAUGUCAGAUGCUGCGUGGGGACUAUCUUUUGGUAAGUUUUUGGAGCUUAGUUUCUCCAAUCAUGCUACUGCAAAUCGGGUUGCAAGUUGUGGCCAUUCUCUGCAGAGAGACUGCCUACGUUACUAUGGAUCCGGGAACAUGAUUGCCUUUUUUCGUUAUGCUCCUAUUGACAUUCUGACGGUGUUUUUGCCACCUUCAAUGCUGGAAUGUAGAAGCAAUGUUCAACAAGAAUGGAUUGGAAAGGAGACCAUUGAUGUUUCUGAAAAGAUGAACUUCCUUUAUGCUGAGGUGUCUGAUGCACUCCAGAAAAUGGAACAACACUUUACUGCUUCUGGACCUGGUUGUGAGACCUCAACAUCAAAUGGCUUCCAAAAUUACAUGGUAGAGCUCAAGAAUUUGGUAAAAUUUGAAAAAAGUGAAUAUGAUAGUUUGUUGCAAAGUGAUGCUGUUCACAACUGGCCACAAGGAGUCCCGGGUGGGGGUAUCUUUGAGCUCAGUUACCUCAGGCGGUGUCUUCUAGUUGACUCUUAUUUAUGGGACCGUCGGCUAUGUGUGUUGGAUUCUUUGUCCAAGGAAAAGAAAUCUCCAAUAAAGUUUAAACGAGAGAGUACUGAAUGCAAGGAUGCCACCAGGUUUUGUUCUGUGACCGAAAAGGACACAUCUUCUAGAGAGGAUCAGAUCAUUUCAAUAUUCAGUGGAAACAGUCCAAGGUGCCAUACUUCAUUUCCGAGGUCCAUGGAUGUUCCUGAGUCUCAUCUGCCAAUAGAGCUGAACAGUCUUAACCUUUGUUCACAUGACCCAGUAAUGUCAGAGUCCUCAAUAAGUGCUGUCGAAGGCUAUUCUGUGGAAGAUUCACAUGACCAUUUUACUGAUGCAUCAGAAUCCCUGUGUGCACAUGACUCUAAUCUCUCUGACAAGAUAGAUAUGGCAUGGACGGGCACUGUGGAAUUCCUCAGUGCUUUAAACAACCAGAUUUCACCUUCAGACACAGUGGGAGUUGGUUCAGUUUUCACAGCAAAUCAAAGUGGUAGGAUUCCAUCCAAGAACAUCAUGGCUCCUCAAAGGGUUUAUUCUUUUGAUUCUGUACUGAGGUCUAGAGAGAAGAGUUAUAGAAGCCUUUUCCCUCCACAUCUAUCUUUGGUCAAGUCUUUUCAUAUAUCUCCGGAGUAUGAAAAGUUGGUGCAGGAACCAAUGCCAAAUAUACGGAGGUUCUAUUUUAGAGAUUUUUCUGGAACAUCGCAGAGAUUUGAUUUCAUAUUGAGUUAUACUCCAUCUUUUAUUUCAUCUACAUAUCGCAUGGUAAGUGAAGGCCCAAGAUUGCUGCUGCCUACAACUGGUCGCAAUGACAUAGUUGUAGCUGUUUAUGACAAUGAGCCUACAAGCAUAAUUGCAUAUGCCCUUAGUUCUACGGAGUAUGAUGCCUUUGUUUCUGAUACAUCAGUGGGUGUUGAAGGAGACACUCAUAAAAGGUUUUCACUGGAUGAAAGUAGUAUGGCCCAUCACUUAGGACACGCUCAUCAGAUCAGCUAUCAGCUAGAUUCAGACGAGAUGCUGCUUAGAAGCUAUGGAUCUGACAGUGCUGUUUUAUCUUCUGGAAGAAGCCUAAUAUCUGACUCACCUAAGUCUCCACAUUUUAGGAUGAUGUUUGGUGAUGAUUCAUCAUCACCUACUGGCAAGGUCAAAUUUACUGUAACAUGUUAUUUUGCAAGACAGUUUGAUGCUCUGCGGAAAAAAUGCUGUCCAAGUGAAAUAGGUUUUAUGCAAUCUCUAAGCCGUUGCCGUAGAUGGAGUGCUCAGGGUGGGAAAAGCAAUGUUUAUUUUGCAAGGACACUGGAUGAGAGGUUUAUUGUGAAGCAGGUCACAAAGACAGAGCUGGAAUCGUUUGAGGAGUUUGCACCAGAUUACUUCAAGUACCUGUCACAUUCACUUAGUUCAGGCAGCCCAACAUGCCUGGCAAAGGUUCUUGGAAUAUAUCAGGUUACAACAAAGCAUUUGAAGAGUGGAAAAGAAGCUAAGAUGGAUUUUAUGGUGAUGGAGAACUUGUUCUUUGGGAGAACAAUAUCAGGAGUAUAUGAUCUGAAAGGCUCUGCUCGAUCUCGUUAUAACCCAGAUACAUCUGGUAGUAAUAAAGUUUUGCUAGAUCAGAAUUUGGUGGAAGUGCUCCGAACCAAGCCGAUAUUUCUUGGAAGCAAGCCCAAGCGAGUCUUGGAAAGGGCUGUGUGGAACGAUACAUCUUUCUUGGCGUCUGUAGAUGUCAUGGAUUACUCUUUGCUGGUUGGAGUUGACGAAGAGAGGAAGGAGCUGGUUUUGGGCAUAAUUGAUUUCAUGAGACAAUAUACGUGGGACAAGCAUCUGGAGACAUGGGUUAAGGCUGCUAGAAUUCUCGGUGGUCCAAAAAAUGUUUCUCCCACUGUAAUCUCACCCAAACAGUAUAAGAAGAGGUUCAGGAAAGCCAUGUCUUCCUACUUUCUCAUGGUCCCCGAACAGUGGUCCUGAUCCAAUCUGCAGCUUCCUAGCCAGAUUCAGUAAUGGGCAGGUUGUCCAAAUUUUGACAAAAAAUUCAUUAAGUCUAGGAUAUGGCAUUCCAUUAAUGAUGCCUGGCGGUUUCCUAAUCGGUACCAUUCUUCGUAUUGGGCUUCUAUCCCCCAUUUUUUAGCCAAAUUAUUAAAUGUUCUAAUCUUUGUUGAUUCAAUCGCUUGUAAGUGUACAUGUUCCACCAUUAACAAGUGCCCUUCCUGCUUGUAGCCGCAUC
Messenger RNA from Nymphaea colorata (pocket water lily), 7042 nucleotides. RefSeq names its product putative 1-phosphatidylinositol-3-phosphate 5-kinase FAB1C. Lineage: Eukaryota; Viridiplantae; Streptophyta; Magnoliopsida; Nymphaeales; Nymphaeaceae. The coding region runs from base 1399 to 6786 and encodes 1795 amino acids. Gene Ontology annotation, molecular function: ATP binding; 1-phosphatidylinositol-3-phosphate 5-kinase activity. The record is from RefSeq and is a predicted model, not a curated record. Gene Ontology annotation, biological process: phosphatidylinositol phosphate biosynthetic process. Gene Ontology annotation, cellular component: endosome membrane. The transcript is spliced from 11 exons.